AUGGGGCCUCUCUCCAAGAAGCGCAUGAUCAUCCGCGAUGGCGUCUUCUACGCUGAGCUGUUUGAGUUCCUCAAGCGCGAACUCGCCGACGACGGCUUUGCUGGUGUGGAGCACCGCGUCACUUCGACCCGCACUGAAAUUGUCAUCCGCGCCACGAAGACCCGCGAGGUGCUUGGCGAGAAGGGACGUCGCAUUCGGGAGCUUACGGCGUGCCUGCAGCAACGGUUUCACUACAAGGAGGGCAAACUGCAGCUGUUCGCCGAGCGCGUCGAGGUGCGUGGCCUCUCCGCCAUGGCGCAGGCCGAGUCUCUCCGCUUUAAGCUUCUGAGCAAUCUGCAGGUGCGCCGCGCCGCGAUGGGGAUCAUCCGCCACGUGAUGGAGUCGGGCGCGAAGGGAUGCGAAGUGACGGUGGGUGGGAAGAUCAAGGGACAGCGUGCAAAGAGCAUGACAUUCCGCGAUGGCUACAUGAUAAAGUCCGGCACGGCCCACAAGAACUUUGUGGACGUCGCGACGCGUCACUGCCACCUGCGUGCCGGUACCCUCGGCGUCAAGGUGAAGAUCAUGCUUCCAAAGAGCAUGCAGAACGAAGAGGAGAUUCUCCCUGAUGUGAUCACCGUCCUUGAACCCAAGGAGAUCACGGCUUAA
This is a messenger RNA of Trypanosoma cruzi, 645 nucleotides long. RefSeq names its product 40S ribosomal protein S3, putative. The record is from RefSeq and is a predicted model, not a curated record. The coding region runs from base 1 to 645 and encodes 214 amino acids. Gene Ontology annotation, biological process: translation. Lineage: Eukaryota; Euglenozoa; Kinetoplastea; Trypanosomatida; Trypanosomatidae. Gene Ontology annotation, molecular function: structural constituent of ribosome; RNA binding. Gene Ontology annotation, cellular component: cytosolic small ribosomal subunit; nucleus. The transcript has a single exon.